GCCAUAUCCCGAUGGACUGGCGAUUGUGAUGGCACCUCUUCAGUUCGUAUCAAAACAUCGCUGCGAUAGGUGGAACGGGCAAGAUGACCGGGUCGAUAUUCAACUUUUUUCUGAUUCUGGCCUUUCUGGUAGCGUUUUCGUGGUGUGCGCCAUCUAGAUCAAAGAAAAAUAAUGGCCCAGAUCUGAUUUAUGACCAGAAACAGACUGGAGAUUACAAUGUGCAGCUGCACCUUAAGGAUUUCCAGAUCAUCGCCAUAUUGGGGGAUACCGAGGGAGCCUUAGGGGACUACGACUACAGCUAUGAUUAUUCGGAUUUCACCGUCAAACCGUCAGCUGGGUCUCCGUCUACGACCAUGAAAAUCUCAACACUGCCUUCCACGACAACAUCUACAACUGCAGCUAGUUCGGUGGUCAACACGCAAUCAACUUCAUCCCUUCCAACCAAAACAUACCACCAUUCGUCGACCGUUGAGAUAAUAUCUUCGCCCACCAUGAGGCCCAUCGAACAAACUCCUCAAGGCGGCCAGCAACAGUCCACCUUAGAUUCAGAAGACUUAACGAAAACCAACUCCACCAUCGACAAAUCCAGUUUCGCGAACGAUAUUUCGCCUGAUUCUAAUGACACUUCCGCUUCCUCAAUCGGCGUGUCUAUAUCCGAUUUUUUAUCCUUCAUAUCGUCUACGAUGAAACCAUCUUCCACCGAAGAACCGUUGUCCAUGACACCUGGUAAAAUCAAAGUACAAAUAUUGGCGUCUCCUGGAGAUUUAUCUACCUCACAUACCGGCUUGGUUCCUGGAGAAGGUACCGAAGAGGGGGAUGUCUUGAAACGGUGCGCCGCCGGUUAUUCAAGGGAUAAGAAAGGCAGGUGCAAGAGGGUGAGGCGGCCUGCAUAUUCUCCACAACUACCGUUUGGUUUUAGCCGUUUGGCCAGCAAUUUGGCCUCUAGGUUGAGGUUAUCGCCGUCCCAACUUUCGCUACCGUCGUCGAACGGCACAUAACAACACUAGUUUUGGAUUCAUUAUUUAUUAUUGUUCAUUAAAUAUUUAUCGCGUUGGGUAUUUGGACCAUUCCCAUCGUUAUUGCUCAUUUGCUCAAAAUUGUUAAUUUAAAUGAGGAGU
Molecule: messenger RNA, 1118 nt
Organism: Cylas formicarius (sweet potato weevil)
Lineage: Eukaryota; Metazoa; Arthropoda; Insecta; Coleoptera; Brentidae
Product: mucin-5AC
Exons: 3
Coding region: 84-998 (304 amino acids)
Source: RefSeq, a predicted model, not a curated record